Astrephomene gubernaculifera is the source of this 339-nucleotide messenger RNA. Lineage: Eukaryota; Viridiplantae; Chlorophyta; Chlorophyceae; Chlamydomonadales; Astrephomenaceae. The record is from the annotation of a GenBank genome assembly.
GUUUGAGUACGUGCGGGAGGUGUGGUCGCGGUGCUGGUCGGACGCGCACUUCCGGGAGACGUGGCGCAGCAGCGAGCGGCAGUGGAGGCUGGUCCUGCGCGACACCUCCCGCGACACCACCCGCGUCACCUACCACCUCACCCAGGCCUACUGCGCAGCGGGGCACAUUGACACCGCCGCCUCCACCGCCGCAGCAGCAGCCAGGAGCGCGCCAGGCGACACGGAUGCGUUGGCGCUUGCCGUGAUUGUACGGCAGUUCCGGCAGCAGUGCGGGGAUUUCGUACGGCGGUUUGAGGUGGCGGCACGGCUGCCGGACGGGUCGGGACCCGCCAUGCUGGG